Molecule: messenger RNA, 3842 nt
Organism: Centruroides sculpturatus (bark scorpion)
Lineage: Eukaryota; Metazoa; Arthropoda; Arachnida; Scorpiones; Buthidae
Product: exportin-2-like
Exons: 30
Coding region: 116-3643 (1175 amino acids)
Biological process (GO): protein export from nucleus; protein import into nucleus
Cellular component (GO): nuclear envelope; cytosol
Molecular function (GO): small GTPase binding; nuclear export signal receptor activity
Source: RefSeq, a predicted model, not a curated record
UUUCUAGAACAACGCCCGUCCUCUGGUGGCCGUAUAUAGAAGUUAUAAGCACGGCGUUCUUUCAUGCGAAGUUUGAAAGUGUAUUUUGGAUAAGUGCUAAGAAAUAAUAACAAAUAUGGAAAUUAAUGAAAACAAUCUAAAGACCUUGGCAAAUUAUCUUCAAGAGACUUUGUCUCCAAAUGUUGAAGUUCGAAGGCCAGCCGAAAAAUUCCUUGAAUCUGUGGAAAUAAAUCAAAAUUAUCCAGUAUUAUUAUUGCAUUUAGUUGAUAAGAGUGACUGUGAUAUGACAAUUAGAAUUGCUGGUUCAAUUGUCUUCAAGAAUUAUGUAAAGAGAAAUUGGAGAAUAAUUGAAGAUUGCUCUAAUAAAAUUCAUGAAAGUGAUAGAAAUGCUAUUAAAAAUCUUAUUGUGGGGUUAAUGCUACGUAGUCCAGAACAAAUUCAACGACAGUUGAGUGAUGCAGUCAGUAUAAUUGGCAGAGAGGAUUUUCCUCAGAAGUGGCCUAACUUACUUCCAGAAAUGAUUAAUCAUUUUCAAACAGGUGAUUUUCACAUCAUAAAUGGAGUGCUUCAAACAGCUCAUUCACUUUUUAAAAGUCUGAUAAGUAGAAUAUUUAUUAAUUUCCAAAAUGUAAAGGAGGAUGAAGAAGCUGGCUUGCUUGAACAGUUGAAAUCUCAAAUUUGUGAUAACAUUGCCCUUUAUGCACAGAAAUAUAAUGAGGAAUUUCAAAAGUAUUUACCAGAAUUUGUGACUGCUGUAUGGCAUUUACUUACAAACACUGGAAAACAAGUGAAAUAUGAUUUGCUAGUAAGCAAUGCUAUCCACUUUCUGUCAUCUGUUGCUGACAGGCCUCAUUAUAAACAUCUGUUUGAAGAUCCAAAUAUAUUAAGUUCUAUCUGUGAAAAAGUUAUCAUUCCAAAUAUGGAAUUUAGAGAAUCUGAUGAAGCAUUAUUUGAAGAUAAUCCUGAAGAAUAUAUUCGACGAGAUAUUGAAGGAUCAGAUGUAGAUACUAGAAGGCGAGCAGCAUGUGAUUUAGUAAAAUCCCUAUCAAAGUUUUUUGAAGCAAAAAUAUCUGAAGUUUUUUCUCAGUAUGUGCAAGCGAUGUUACAGUGCUAUUCUUCAGAUCCUUGUAAUCAGUGGAAAAACAAAGAUGCUGCUAUUUAUUUGGUGACUUCAAUGGCUGUAAAAGGACAAACAUCAAAACAUGGUAUUACUCAAACAAAUGAAUUGGUGAAUGUUGUCAAUUUCUUUAGAGAAUUCAUUCUUCCAGAUUUACAUAAAGCUAAUGUAAAUGAAUUUCCAGUUUUAAAAGCUGAUGCAAUCAAAUAUGUUAUGAUAUUUAGAAAUCAACUUCCAAAGCAACUUGUGAUAUCAAGCAUUCCACAUUUAAUCAACUUAUUGACGUCAUCUAAUGUAGUUGUUCAUACUUACGCUGCUCAUGCUUUGGAGCGUAUAUUUACUGUCAAAGAUACAAAUGGUGCAACAAUUGUUUCUGUAAGUGAUAUUCAGCCAGUAAUGGACAGACUACUGAAUAAUCUCUUUGCAGUUAUUGAAUGUGAAGGGUCUGCAGAAAAUGAAUAUAUUAUGAAAGCUAUCAUGCGAACAUUUUCAUUACUUCAAGAAGCAAUUAUUCCUUUCCUACCUAUUCUUUUACCCAAAUUGACUACAAAAUUAACUCUUGUUAGCAAAAAUCCAAGUAAACCACAUUUUAAUCACUUUUUAUUUGAAACAUUAAGUUUAUCAAUCAGAAUUGCCUGUAGAACCAAUCGUAAUUCUAUUACAACAUUUGAAGAUGCUCUUUUUCCUGUAUUUCAAGAUAUCUUGCAGCAAGAUGUCCAAGAAUUUAUUCCUUAUGUUUUUCAAAUUAUAUCUUUGUUAUUGGAGUUCAAUGCUAGUCCAGUACCCGAUUCAUACAUGGCAGUUUUUCCAUGUCUUUUGGCUCCAGUCCUAUGGGAAAGACCUGGAAAUAUUCAUCCUUUAGUAAGACUUUUACAGGCUUACAUAGAAAAAGGGGCUCACCAGAUUAUUGCAACAGAUAAACUGGGUGCUGUUUUAGGAAUAUUUCAGAAAUUAAUAGCUUCCAAAACUAAUGACCAUGAAGGGUUUUAUAUUCUUCAAAGUAUUGUAGAACAUGUAAAUUCUGAUCAGUUAGCUCGAUUUUUGAAACAGAUCUUUCUUCUGUUGUUCCAAAGGUUACAGAGUUCUAAAACUACUAAAUAUAUCAAAAGUCUUCUGGUGUUUUUCUUUUUCUUUAUUUAUAAAUAUGGUCCAAGUACGUUCAUAAGCAUGGUCGACGAGUUUCAACCCAAAAUGUUUGCGAUGGUGUUGGAUAGGGUCGUUAUUCCUGAGGUACAGAAAGUCUCUGGUUCUUUGGAGCGAAAGAUUUGUGCCAUUGGAAUCACAAAACUAUUAACAGAAACUCCAGCAAUGAUAGUGGGAGAAUAUGCUAAUUACUGGUCUAUCAUGCGAACAUUUUCAUUACUUCAAGAAGCAAUUAUUCCUUUCCUACCUAUUCUUUUACCCAAAUUGACUACAAAAUUAACUCUUGUUAGCAAAAAUCCAAGUAAACCACAUUUUAAUCACUUUUUAUUUGAAACAUUAAGUUUAUCAAUCAGAAUUGCCUGUAGAACCAAUCGUAAUUCUAUUACAACAUUUGAAGAUGCUCUUUUUCCUGUAUUUCAAGAUAUCUUGCAGCAAGAUGUCCAAGAAUUUAUUCCUUAUGUUUUUCAAAUUAUAUCUUUGUUAUUGGAGUUCAAUGCUAGUCCAGUACCCGAUUCAUACAUGGCAGUUUUUCCAUGUCUUUUGGCUCCAGUCCUAUGGGAAAGACCUGGAAAUAUUCAUCCUUUAGUAAGACUUUUACAGGCUUACAUAGAAAAAGGGGCUCACCAGAUUAUUGCAACAGAUAAACUGGGUGCUGUUUUAGGAAUAUUUCAGAAACUAAUAGCUUCCAAAACUAAUGACCAUGAAGGGUUUUAUAUUCUUCAAAGUAUUGUAGAACAUGUAAAUUCUGAUCAGUUAGCUCGAUUUUUGAAACAGAUCUUUCUUCUGUUGUUCCAAAGGUUACAGAGUUCUAAAACUACUAAAUAUAUCAAAAGUCUUCUGGUGUUUUUCUUUUUCUUUAUUUAUAAAUAUGGUCCAAGUACGUUCAUAAGCAUGGUCGACGAGUUUCAACCCAAAAUGUUUGCGAUGGUGUUGGAUAGGGUCGUUAUUCCUGAGGUACAGAAAGUCUCUGGUUCUUUGGAGCGAAAGAUUUGUGCCAUUGGAAUCACAAAACUAUUAACAGAAACUCCAGCAAUGAUAGUGGGAGAAUAUGCUAAUUACUGGACACCCUUGUUACAAUCUCUGAUUGAAUUAUUUGAAUUACCUGAAGAUGACACAAUACCCGAAGAUGAACAUUUUAUUGAAAUUGAAGACACACCCAGCUAUCAGAUAUCCUAUUCUCAGUUGGUAUUUGCAGGAAAGAAGGAAUGUGAUCCUUUCAAUGGUGCCAUUCCGGAUGCGCGGAUAAAUCUGGCACAGAGUCUGUACAAACUCUCGGUCAAUCAUCCAGGAAAAUUGAUGCCAUUAAUAUCUUCUGGAAUUGGUGAGGAAGCCAUUGCUCAUCUCCAGCGAUAUUUGCAAGCAGCUCAAGUACAGUUAGUGUGAAAAUUGUAUAGUUUCUGUUAUGUCGUGACAGACUGAUUUAUCAUAAUGGUAAAUGUUUCUUGAGAUACUGUAAAAUGAAAAACCAAAGAUUCACGUGUUAUUUCUUCAGAAAUCUCUUUGGUUAUGAAUUUUAGACUGUAUAUAAAUUGUUUGUUUUGCCUAAAUAAAUUUCAUAUGAAGAAAAAUAUCAAAAAUUAUA